Messenger RNA from Colletotrichum spaethianum, 1860 nucleotides. RefSeq names its product tyrosine-protein phosphatase DSP1. The transcript is spliced from 3 exons. The record is from RefSeq and is a predicted model, not a curated record. Gene Ontology annotation, biological process: positive regulation of cytokinesis; regulation of exit from mitosis; microtubule cytoskeleton organization. Gene Ontology annotation, cellular component: centrosome; mitotic spindle; nucleolus. Gene Ontology annotation, molecular function: protein serine/threonine phosphatase activity; protein tyrosine/serine/threonine phosphatase activity. NCBI's taxonomy places the organism in Eukaryota, Fungi, Ascomycota, Sordariomycetes, Glomerellales, Glomerellaceae. Bases 1 to 1860 code for a protein of 619 amino acids.
AUGGGCCAAGUCAUUGAGUACAUCCCAGACCGGCUGUACCUGGCUGCGUACAUCCAUCCUCCCACGGCCGAGACCAUCUUCCCCUACGGCGAGACCGUCCAGUCUUCCCCCAGAAAGCGAUCGCAGAGGGCCGCCGACGGCCCCACGCCCGUCCAGACCGCCGCCCGUCAAACGCCCUACUACUUCACCGUCGACGACACUCUCCUGUACAACGCCUUCCACCAUGACUUUGGCCCGCUGCACAUCGGUCACCUGUACCGCUUCGCCCUGCAGUUCCACGACGUCCUCGGAGCCAAGGAGAACAAGGACCGCCCCAUUGUCUUCUGGAGCAGAGCCGACCCCAGAAGUCGCGCCAACGCUGCCUGCAUGCUCGCCUGCUACAUGGUCCUGAUCCAGAACUGGCCCCCGCACCUGGCCCUGGCCCCCAUCGCUCAGGUCGACCCGCCUCUGAUGCCCUUCCGUGACGCUGGAUACAGUCAGGCCGACUACGGCAUCACCGUUCAGGAUGUCGUCUACGGUGUCUGGAAGGCCAAGGAGGAGGGCUGCUGCGCCCUGGACAACUUCGACCUCGACGAGUAUGAAAAGUUCGAGAGAGUGGAGCACGGAGACUUCAACUGGAUCACACCGCACUUCCUGGCCUUCGCCUCGCCUCAACACACACCGGUCGCCAAGGUCCUGGAGGGCACCGAGGAGUUCGAUGCGCUCCCCAAGUCGCUCGGCCAGCUAGACGCGAACAAGACGCUGCCCCAGCCCUUCAAGAACGUCUUGAAGCACUUCACCGAGAGGAACAUUGGCCUUGUUGUCCGUCUCAACUCGCCGCUCUACUCGCCGUCCUUCUUCGAGUCCAUGGGCAUCUCCCACCUCGACAUGAUCUUCGACGACGGUACCUGCCCGCCCCUCACCACGGUUCGCAAGUUCAUCAGACUGGCGCACGAGACCAUCACGGUCAAGAAGAAGGGAAUUGCUGUCCACUGCAAGGCCGGCCUUGGAAGAACUGGGUGCCUCAUCGGCGCGUACCUCAUCUACCGCCACGGCUUCACGGCCAACGAGAUCAUCGCCUUCAUGCGCUUCAUGCGCCCCGGCAUGGUGGUGGGCCCCCAGCAACAUUGGCUUCACAUCAACCAGGGCAUCUUCCGCGAGUGGUGGAUCGAGGAGCGCAUUGAGCGCAAACUCCGGAAGGAGAUGGCGGCUAACGCGGCCGCCCCGAGCACCCCCAUCCGCGCCAUGCAAAAGACGUCGCUCCGCAACGGCCAAGCUUCCACCCCUCCCCACCGUAGCACCUCGAACCGGACGCCUCUGAGCGAAGUCGAUCACGACCGCAAUAACAUUGGGGUUCAAGAAGACUACCUCCCGGCGCCGACGCCAGGCCAGCCGAGAAAGACAAACAGGGCAGACCGUCACCACCCCUACCAACGAUCCACCUCGUAUACAGCGACCGUUGAGGAGGAGACGGGGAUCCACCAAGACACCGAGGUCAUCACAAUCCACAAGCAAUCGCACAGCGCCGAGUCCGACGAGGAGCUACACAUGCGGAUGCGCUCGCACCGCAAGCCUUCUGCGUCGCCUGGCCGCAGCGAGAAGCGGUCAGUUAGCCACUCGGCUGCCACUGUGUACCAGACGUUCAUCGACAACGACGCCAGCAACGAUGUCGAAAACCUCGGCACGUCACGCGUCAAGCAGGUCGACCGUGUCAGCAGCGCAUCGGGUGUCCUCACCAAGGUUCGUGGCAGCAAGCGGUCGGGAGAGUCGCCGAGGGCCAAGGACGGAGUCCGCAAGACAAGUGGCCGUGUGGGCAGCGUGGGCAACUCGGCAACGUCCGCGACCGCAGCGUCAACAGCACGAAAGGUCUCUGGCGCCUAG